Penicillium alfredii is the source of this 501-nucleotide messenger RNA. RefSeq lists its product as uncharacterized. The transcript has 2 exons. Lineage: Eukaryota; Fungi; Ascomycota; Eurotiomycetes; Eurotiales; Aspergillaceae. The record is from RefSeq and is a predicted model, not a curated record. Bases 1 to 501 code for a protein of 166 amino acids. Gene Ontology annotation, molecular function: hydrolase activity.
AUGUCCCUGUUCGGCCCGAGCCGCUCCGCCCGGACUCUGGAAACAAUUUCUGGCGCAAACGUUUUCCUUGCCCGGAAGCUUUACGCCUGGCACCAGGCCAUCCCAGCCAAGCCACUCACCAAUCCUGUUUCGAUUGUUUGUAUCUCCGACAGUCAUAUCAGUCAGCCCAAGCUUCCAGAUAGAGAUAUCCUGAUCCAUGCGGGCGAUCUCACCCAGUCGGGUUCGUUCCGGGAACUCCAGGCGACGCUUGCCUGGUUAAACGCCCAGCCUCACCCUAUCAAGAUCGCUGUCGCUGGGAACCACGAUUCACUACUUGAUGACUCUACGAAGCAGGCAGUGGCCGAGCGAGUAAAGCUUGACUGGGGGGCCAUCACCUAUCUAGAGAACAAGGAAACAACCGUUGUCUGCACGAAUGGUCGGCAACUCAGGAUCUACGGCAGUCCCUAUUCCGCACACCACGGGAACUGGGUCUUCCAGUAUCCUCGCAGCCAAGAUGUCUGA